Molecule: messenger RNA, 1982 nt
Organism: Anolis carolinensis (green anole)
Lineage: Eukaryota; Metazoa; Chordata; Lepidosauria; Squamata; Anolidae
Exons: 4
Coding region: 492-1214 (240 amino acids)
Source: RefSeq, a predicted model, not a curated record
AGGGAGAUGACUGUCAUGAUCCCGGUAUGUAGGCAGUUUAACCAAAACUGUUGGAAAUAGCAACCUUCUUCAAGUCUCCACUAGUUAUUUGUUAUGUAUAUAAUACGGAUUGCUUACUGUAUUGUAUAUGUAUAUGUUGGUUUCCAGUUUUUCCUUGGCUCUAUGGUGUGGGAAGGGCUGCAGACCAUGUGAUCAGAACUGGGCUUGUUCAGGACUCAUACUCCAUUUUAGAGACAGUAUGCCUUCAGACUUCAGUAGGAACUGUAUGCUUUAGAUUCCAUUGGACUUCUAGACUAGCCAGAGACUCUAUUAGACUCUCAGAAGAGAGAGAUGCUUUGGACUAUAGACUAUCGAUUCUAAGAAAGAUGCCCUGUGUUAUCUACACAGAGAAGCUACUUCAAAUCCUAUUUCUAACUGGAUUGAUAAGCAAAGUACCUGCAUGCUGAAUACAUGAAGUCUAUUUAAUUGAGAGUUCUUGGUGCAGACUGCAAAUGGAGACUAUUGACAAUGGUACAAGUGAUCAGCUCACAGAUGGGGAUGUGGACAAGGAAGCUCUGUCUGAGAUUUCUGAAGACGUUUUCUAUGGGCUGAAUCCAGAGGAGAAGGAAUGUCUAGAGUACUUUCUGCAAACAAUCAACACCUUUGAUGGGGAUAUCUUAAACAACAAUGAUGAAGAAAGUCAUGAAGAAAUGUCAGAAUCUCUAGGUUCUGAGGACCAAGCCGAACAUGCAGUUGAUUCCAGGAUACAAGAAAGUAUGCCUCUAGAGGCAGCCCCAGCAAAAUCUGUUUCUCCUCACCCAGCUGUCUUUGCAACUAAAAUGAUCAAGUCCUCUUCAGAGGAAUGUAGUGACAUAACCCUGAGGAUCAAGAGCAAUUGUCCUAAAAUCAUGGGACCUCACAGAUUAGCAGAUCCUCAUUCUGUAAACCUCAGAAAGUUUGACACGAUCAUGAGAUCAGGUGUCAAUGUCCAAGAGCUCCGUUCUCGUUUCUUACUUCAGCUUGGUGGCUCUACCACUGUGGACAGGGAAACAACAGAGUUACCUAAGGAUGGAGGUUUGCAGAAAUUGAACAACCUGCAGAGAAACAAAAGUGUCCCAACUGUUAAGAGCCCUGAAAUGUCCAUUGCUUGUCAGCAAACCCAGAUUUCACCUGCUGAAAGGAUGGAACAUGAAGUCACCGAAAGUACCACUAGCACAGCUGAAAAGCCUUUCUAACAAAUGCUACUCCAAAAGCAGGCACUUUCUCCCUAAAAGUUUAUUUUCAUUAUGAUACCCUCAUUUCCUUUUUGGGUUGUGUUUUUUGUUUUACAGAGUAUGCUUUUCAAUAUGUAAAUUACUCUGUGGGUCCUCCCAGCUGUAUAGCACAGUAUAAAUGCUUUAUCUAAUAAUAAAAGAGGCAUAUGUCUGGCUGGCUUUGUACAUCUUGGCUGUAAGACCAUGAAACAUAGCCCCCUUUUCUACAUUGCCAUAUAGUGCAGUUUCAAACUCAUAUAAUGCAGUUUAACUGCACUGAACUGCAUUAUAUGAGUCUAGACUGACCAUAACAUGCAGUUUUGAACUGCAUUAUAUGGCAGUGUAGAUGGGGCCAUAAAGCCUUGUAAAUCAGCAUGUAUACUAGACAAACCCUAGGCAUCUGUAUCAUGGGUUUGUUAAUUUUGGUUUGUUGAUGUCUCCAUAGUUUUCAGUAUCAUCUUCCACCUCUUAUAUUCAGCUGCUGUUUAAAGGGGAGAGCAGAACACAAACCUGCCUGGAACUCUAAAAAGAAAAAUCCAGUUUAAGUUGUCAAAGGUUUUUUCUACAUCUAAAAUACCCUUUUUCACCUAGAAACUCUGGAUGGGAGAAUGUGUUUCUGACUCAUGUGAAGCUUGUUCAAUAAACAAUGUGAAGCUUGUUCAGUAAACAAGGCAAUAAACAAUGUGUAGUACUAAGAAAAUAUUAAUUUCUCUUAUGUAAAAUAAAGGAAUUGCUUCUGGAUGCCAGAAA